Lodderomyces theae is the source of this 1380-nucleotide messenger RNA. Its product is annotated as tRNA 1-methyladenosine methyltransferase subunit. Gene Ontology annotation, biological process: tRNA methylation. Gene Ontology annotation, cellular component: tRNA (m1A) methyltransferase complex; nucleus. Lineage: Eukaryota; Fungi; Ascomycota; Pichiomycetes; Serinales; Debaryomycetaceae. The transcript has 2 exons. The record is from RefSeq and is a predicted model, not a curated record. Bases 1 to 1380 code for a protein of 459 amino acids.
AUGUGCAACAACUGCGUACAUCUCUCCAUCAUGCUUGUACAACUACAAGAAUCUGGUCGUAUAAGCUUGGGUAAAUUUGGAUCCUUUGAGGUUUCGAGUAUUUUGGGCCAUCCCCUCGGGUCUUCAUUUGAGAUCGUGGAUGACAACACCGUCAGAGUGAUUAAAAGCAUCACUGAUGCGGGUGAUAUUUGGAAUGCUGAUGAGGAUGCGCAAAAACAAGAAUUGACGAGGAUGUUUAGCAAUAGUGCGGAGAACAAUCAAAAUAUCAUAGACAUUGGAGCCAAGAUUCAAACAUUGACCAAUGACGACAUAGACGAGUUGAAGAGAAGUGGAGCAUCUUCACAAGUUGGACAGCUAAUCAUUGAGAAAAUGAUUGCAAACCACGGUGGAUUUGACAAGAAGACUAUAUUUUCACAAGAAAAGUACUUGAAACGAAAGCAACAAAAAUUCCUUCGUCGGUUUACAGUGGAAUAUCUUGGAGCUGCCGAGCUUUUGGAAUACAAUGUGGAGAAAGAUUCUUCAAAGAUUUUAGACUUGAGCGUUGAAUCUUUGGGGUUGAUGAUGACGUAUGGAAAUAUUCGCCCUGGUGGGAAAUAUCUAGUAAUUGAUGAAACUGGUGGGUUACUAGUGUAUGCGAUGAUGGAGAGGAUGAACGGGAAAGGUACAAUUGUUCUUCUUCAUGAGAACGAACAUGCAAAUUCAAUCAUGUUGAGGCACUCGAAUUAUGAUGAGUCGGUAAUUGAUACAGUUGUGAAACCUAUUAAUUGGCUACAGUUUGUUGAACCUGAGAAUGAGAAAAUACAGCUCAACGAUGAAGAUUUUGAGCCCAAGAAACCCAAACUCAAGGAGCAGCUUUUGCGAAAACGCGAGAGAGCAAAGAAUGUCAAUGAAGUGAUUGAUUUGGUACAAGAAGGGAAUUUUGAUGGCUUUGUGUCAAUGUCCACCUUGUACAUGCCCGAUGUUCUAACAUAUGUCAUACCAAAAAUAGGUGGAUCGAGACCAUUGGUCAUCUAUAAUCAGUACAAGGAACUUUUGGCAGAGGUUCAGCAGCAUUUUACAAAUGAUCGAAGGAUAAUCGCAUCGUCUGUUUUUGAAACUAGAGCCAGACCAUAUCAAACUAUACCAGGAAGAAUGCAUCCUUUGAUGACCAUGAGAAGUGGAGGAGGGUAUGUUUUAUGGGGCACUAGGGUCUUUCCAGAUGAAAGCGUUGUUGCUGUUGGCAAAGGAAUGAAGAGAAGAAGGGAGGAGUCGGAUGGAUCUGCUACCCCCAGUGCUCCAGUUAGUGGUGUAGAGGAUACUGUAGAAACUUCUGUGGAGCCUGAGACACUCGCGGUAGAGUCCAUUGACAAUGACGAGACUAUUGAGGAAAAUUCAAAAUAA